This is a messenger RNA of Giardia duodenalis, 2613 nucleotides long. Its product is annotated as Histone methyltransferase HMT2. Gene Ontology annotation, molecular function: protein binding. The record is from RefSeq and is a predicted model, not a curated record. The coding region runs from base 1 to 2613 and encodes 870 amino acids. NCBI's taxonomy places the organism in Eukaryota, Fornicata, Diplomonadida, Hexamitidae. The transcript has a single exon.
AUGUGUCUCACGCAUGCAGUGGAGACAAUUGUGCAUCGUCUAGAGGCCGAGCUAGACACCCCCUUGGGCAAGCUGCUGGAGGUUCAUGAAAGCUACCACGCCAAGGCAUUUCCAUUCAAUGGGAGCUAUAAGCAGCUACUCAAGCAACAGCACAGUAUACCGUUCACAGAAUAUGAUGCUAUACUUAUGUACAGGAUUCUAUUUUAUAUCUACGAUGCUAUCAAUCCAAUUAAUAUAUUACCAGAGCAGCUAAAUGAAACAGUAGCUCCAUGCGUCCUGUCCUUGCUCUCUCUGAUGCUUGGCAGGCACGUCUCCCCAGUGUUAUGUGCCCUCAAAACCUUCAUUUUAUCAACCACACAUGAUACAUUCUUUAAACCCAUAUACCGGAGUAGAGGUUGUGCAUUUCCACAUCUAUUUCAUGCAUCGCUCAGCUCUGUCAUCCAGGCUCAUGCCGUAGGCUUCCUCACUGAAGCUUUGCAGGAGACGCCGUAUGCAAAGUAUAUCAAAUUGUACUGUAGACGAUCGCGGCACGCCAUAUGCUGCCCUGUGAUCUCCACGUCCUUUAUCGACCAAGUACUUAUGCAGUUUCUAUCAACAUCAAGCCCAUUUUUGUCGAAAACACUGGCCAGUGAGUGCUGCAGCUGCGAUCGAUCAAUAGUGCACGCUUUAAAGAUAGUAGAAAAAAGGUGCAAGUUUCGGUACCUAGAUAAGACUCGGCUCUACCUUCCAGACAUCUCCUGUGGGUCCUCUUUCGGCCCGCCUGUGUCUUGCUUCAGUGACCAGAGCAGACCAGGACCUGUUCGACUGACGUGGCUUCCAGUAUCCAGGACCGUCAUGAGUAGGGACGAUCCUCUGUAUCCUAUUACUAAGUCCCCGGUGCCGUGUGCAUGCUGUAGCUCUUCCACGACUUCGCCACAGACUUCCACCUGCACUCUAGGCAUCACGGGGCGUGUUACCCAGCUCUUCCUAGACUUCCUGUCUCUCUCCUGUAAAACCGCAAAGGACUCGGGCAAGCCAGCCGACACACUUUCGUUUUUAAGAUACUUAGAGACAACAGACACUAAGGAUCUAUGUUCCUGCAUCAAACGGGAUCUUAUUGCUGCUGCACAGCUUGAUAUGCUGCACGAACUUGAUAAGCUCCUGCAGGAGGGCAGCCUGGCGUCUUGCCCUAGCCCAGCUGUGAGAAAGAAGCUUGCUGAGGUUGCUCAUGUCUUUUCUAUGCUGUAUUAUGAUGUCCUAACAUUGGAAUGUCGAAGCACUGGACAAUAUACCACACUUUUGGCGUCCCACAAUUACACUCCUGACAGGGCUCUCAGACUGUCCACUGGUGUCGGCAAGGUCCGAAAGACUAACAGCAAUAACGAGGAUCUUAGCAGCGACGGUGACUGGGUGCAGGAGCCAGCUAAUGUACCUAAGAAAAAGCAAUCAUAUCGGGUGUUCACCAGAGCCUUCGAAGCGAAAAAUCUAGCACUGAACCUGUUCAUCAAAGAGUGCAGUAGCUUCAAAGACCUGGAUGCUUCGGGUAUCUCUAAAGCGUCAGCGCUUUUCAGAAUUAUGACCUCUAUGUGUCCAGAGAACAAAGAUGAGGCCUUCUCAUCUACCUCCAAGGAGAAACGCGUCUCACUGCCAUCUUCAUAUACUCACUCUGGCACCAGUAGCCAUGAGGGAGACUCCCUCAGAUACAUUUUGGCUGUAAUGACCUCUUCUCUCUACAGUCCUGUCUCUCCCCCGCCCACGUCACACCCCUUCUACUUUUCCACAAGACAAUUGUAUAGGUUUAUUCUGCUGAACAAUUCUGCAAGUCCAUGGAUUCUUAAUUUGGUAGAGCAGAUCAGAACAAAAGACAUCCAGAUUGUGCGACACCGUGUACUGCCGACCAGAAGGAUGUCCGUCUAUGAGUGUUCCAGACAGUGCUCGUGCCCCCUCUCAUGCUUACGCCGGUGCGUUCAGUUUGGCAAGCGGUAUAGGCUUCAAAUCUUCCGGCAGCGGUAUGGAUAUUGGGGUCUCAGGACACUGGAUUAUAUACCAAAAGGAGCGCCGGUGUGUGAGUACACCGGAGAUCUGAUUGGAGAGAACCUAGCAGAGCGACGGGGUGUAAUAGCUGACAUGCAGCGCUGCUCAUAUCUCUAUGACAUCGUUUGUGUCUUCAAGUAUUGCUUCUCAUCUUCUGAAAAGCCAGCUCACAGAGACGCCCGCGGUGCAUCCUCUGGAGGAAUGCGGCUUGGACUUUCUAGCCAUGGGAUACGGGGUGCACACGUUUCUCAAGAAACCGCUGACUCCGAUGAUUCUUAUAACCGCAGCGCAUCAGACUUGGAGGCCAGCACCAUAUAUGUUAUAGACGCCACUAGAGCAGGCAAUGAAGGCCGAUAUGCUAACCAUCGCACAAGGGAUAAUAUAGUAGCCAAGCGAAUAAUAUGGGACGACGACCCGAUCACUAGUCACUUUGCCCACCCUCAUCUUUACUUCUUUGCCACCACUGACAUCAAACCAAUGGAAGAGCUGUUCCUCAACUACAUGUACAAGGACAACGGCGACGGCCUCAUAAGGCUGAAGUACCCCUGGGCUUUCGACAAUGAAGCAGUGACGAAGGAAGCCAAUGAGGAGAUUCACUAA